Molecule: messenger RNA, 2964 nt
Organism: Geodia barretti
Lineage: Eukaryota; Metazoa; Porifera; Demospongiae; Tetractinellida; Geodiidae
Source: the annotation of a GenBank genome assembly
AAUCACACUCCGAAUUAGGAACGCCAAUUAGCGAUAGAAUGACUUUGUUUGGAGUGCUCGUGGCCGCACCCUCUCCUCGGCUCCCUUUUACGGCGAGGGAUGACUAGCAGUGGCAGAGUAAGACCCGAUGCAGCGUAGAAAAACAGUCGCCAGUGCACGGUAGGAGCCACCUGGACGGCCGGAUCCGGACGACGACGUGUAGUAGAGAGACCGUAAACGAGCGCGUGUGUCAGUCUGUGUGUGUGUCGGUCCCCAGACGCGAUCGGAUGUCAGAUCUGCCGCCGGGUGAUCAAGAUCGAGCAGCGCCGCCGUCUUCGACCAGGACCAGAAACGUCGCCGCCAACAGCGCAGCAGCAGCAGCAACCGAGGGGAUGAAGGGAAACGGAUUCGGAGACCGGGCGAGGCAGCUCACCGAGUGGUUCCAGGCGUGGAACAGUUGCGAGCAGACGAUAGCGCUCUACUCGCUCCUGAGCAAGGUGAGCGCUGUCCAGGCGCGCUUCCUCUCCCUGGUCCUCGAGCACUCCCUGAAGAACGGCUACGAUUCGAAGGAACUGACCCGCCUAGAGAAACUGGCCAACGAUGCGACUUUCCUGAGCUCCCUCCACAGCCAAACAGAAGACCAAGCCCUGAGUCGACUACUUACCUACCUACCUCUCCUGCACCCGGGAAACAUUGACGCAAGGAAGGAGUACAUGCAUCUCCUCCCCAAAGUCCUUCUCAGUUCCAGCGAGACACACAAAUACCUUGACCAAUGCCGGCAGCUUCUUUCCCUGGCGCUCGUCCACCCGGCUUUCCCGCAGAAAGACAGAGACACCCUCACCUUCUGGCUAAACAAACUUGAUGGUAAACAUGUUCCCCCGAGGAAAAUAGUCUCUCUUCCGCUCGCCACCUCUUCUCAACUCACCGCCACGGCCAGCCCUCCUUCCUCUUCCUCUUCCUCUUCUUCCGCCAGCCCGCACAAGAAAGUCCGCCAGAUUAAGACCGAAGAGAGUUCGUCAGCUCUCGGGAACGGGGACCUCAUGAUCGACGGUUACAUCGGACCAGUUUCAAACGGGUUCGACAUCUCGUGUGACCCACCCACCGCCACCUCCCCUCACCCUCCUCCCCUUCCCCGCUACAUGCACACCCUGGAGGAGGUCGACAAACGCGUCACCCUUCCCCCAAACCUCACUGCACACGAGGUGCUCCAGUUGGGCAAGGCGCUGCACAAAUCCACCACUCUCCCAGCCCGCACUGCCCACUACCUCAGUCCAUCUGCCUGCGGGCUGGGGGACGACAUUGCUUUUAUCGAGUGGAACCUUGGAAUGAAAGAUGUGCCCAUGUGGUUGAAGUCCCUAAGACUACACAAGUAUGCCCAGUUGUUUGCUCCACUCACCUACGAAGACAUGCUCAAGAUUACCGACGAAUUCCUCGAGGAAAAUAAUGUGACUCAAGGUGCUCGCAAGAAGAUAAUGCUGAGCAUCUGUCGACUGAACAAGAGACCAGAGACUCUGCUUGAGAUUGAGCAGGACAUGGAGAAGCACAGUCGUCUGCUGCCCUGCAUUCAAGAGAUGAGACAGAUGCUGCAGACACCCAUGAAGCCCUACACCAAGCCAGACACGUCCGCUGGGGAGGGAGACGGGGAGAGAGAGGGAGAGGAGAGGAAGGCCGAGCGGAGUCAUCUGCGACGACGUGGCGAGGCAAGAAGAGAGGACAGACUCCCCGAGGAAAAGGAAGAAGACAAGGCUGCAUGCUCCGGAGACGAGGACGCAGGUAACGAGGACAGCAGUGGGGAGGAGGGAAGUGGGUCGCCGGGGCAACACUCCAGCUCCGACCCGGGCAGCGAUCUGGACGAGCUGCUCACCAAAGAUUUCCCCACGGAGGACCUCCCGUCCCUCAUCAGCAGAGCAAUGGGCAAAGCCUACAGCCAGCUGAUGAUGCACACAGACACAAACGAAGACAAUCUCAGUGCCUUCAUCAAACUCCUGGACAGUGCCCUGCAGCACGAGGCGUUUACACUGGAGCAGAAGAAGCUGUUGUUUGAGUGGAAGCAGCAAUGUCAGCAGGUUCUCCGUGUCAUCACUCCAAAGAAAGCUCGCUCGGCCAGAACGUGGGGAGCAUUCACGAUCGCGGGGAUGCCGUCGUCACAGCUAAACCGUGGUCCUAGAGGCCCGACUCGCUCCCUGAGACAGGUCAGGAACGGAGGAGGAAUGCUCAGGACCAUGCCACUGGCCAGCUCCUCACGGAACAGCAGCACACUGCCUCGCGUGUCCCCCAGAAACACUGGCCCUGCCCUCCCGGCCCACACCUUCCGGCCAUUGUCCACCGUCUACCCCGCCCCUUCUCCCUCCACACCCUCUCAGAUGAACGCCCACUCCGCCCCCUUUGUCCCCGACUACCAGCCUCCCCUCACCUCCUACACCCACCUCCCUCCCUCCCACUCCCCCUCCUCCUCCUCCCACCCACACAAGCCGUGCGACCAGACCUCGUUUGAUCACCUGGCCGAAGGCGUAGCCGAGUACAUUCUCAAUGAUAUAAGUGACAGCUAAAUCAGCAUCUAAAAGAUUAUCUCGUGAUUUGAAAAAGAGACACUGACAGAAUUCAAAUUCUAGCAGCUGAAAGCCAACAAACACACAGAGCUGGACUGUGGCUUUACAGACAGUUACAUAGCAGCUCUUUCUCUGACACCCCAGCAUCAGUACACAGAUUAUUCUCAUCAUCCUUUUCUCUCAUUGGCUCUGUGAUUCACGGCUGGUCCCGCCCGUUAUUGAUAUUCACUGUUUUCGUCGCAUCACAUAUGAUUAUCUCCCUCAAGUGACUGUUGUGUGUGUCCUUUCCCCAACCCCCAGACAAAUUAAUAGGGCCUACUUUUGGUUUUGUUACAUUUGUAUUAAUUAAUGUAUGCCUAAUUCGUGUUAAGUUGUUUGUCGAGUCAUGAAGAUAUUGAUUUCCUGUGAGGUAAUGUGUUUGGUCAGUUGCGCAAUG